Molecule: messenger RNA, 2183 nt
Organism: Zootermopsis nevadensis
Lineage: Eukaryota; Metazoa; Arthropoda; Insecta; Blattodea; Termopsidae
Gene: RPA1
Product: replication protein A 70
Biological process (GO): DNA repair; DNA replication; DNA recombination
Cellular component (GO): nucleus
Molecular function (GO): DNA binding
Source: RefSeq, a predicted model, not a curated record
UUUGUCACUGUAAUGUUUAAUCCAAACAUCUGAAUUCUGUGAUUUAAAACAACGAAAACUGUUAACUGUGUUGCCAUCCCUGUUCCCGCCACUUUUGUGUUUAUGUGAUCUUCUCGUGUUUCUGUUUUCUGGGAAUUAAAGAACGUAGUAGCAUUGUAUGAAGAAGUUAUAUUAUAUAAGGUACUGUCUGGACGAAGAAAAUGUCAUUCAAGCUAUCUGAAGGUGCUCUUUCAGUUAUACUAGCUGGUGGCAAUGUCGACGAUCCAGUUAUGCAGAUUCUGGGUCACAAGAAGAUAGCUGGUACCAGUAGCACAACUGGUUCGGACCGUUUCCGCCUGUUAGUUUCUGAUGGAAGACAUCUGAACAGCUUUGCCAUGUUGGCAACCCAGCUUAAUGAUAAAGUUACAUCAGGAGAACUUUCUGACUUCACUGUGAUCCAAAUUACACGAUACAUCACAAGCAUGGUGACAAAUUCAGACAAGGGAGAUAAACGUGUUAUGGUAAUUCUGGAUGUUAAAAUACUGGCCUUGGGAACUGAAGUUGGAUUCAAAAUUGGCAAUCCUAAACCAAUCACUGAAGGUACUGAAGUAGAAACUGGUGGUCUGAAGCAACCUCCCCCCAGCAGGCCUGUGCAGCCAAGGUCAUCAACAAAUCUGGUAAACAGCAGUGCACCAGUGUUGUCAUCUCCAGGAUCUUCUGUAAAUACACAUCCAAUAUCAAGCCUAAGUCCCUACCAGAACAAGUGGGUGAUUAAAGCUCGUGUCACAUCAAAGUCUCCUGUGAGGACUUGGGCAAAUGCUCGAGGAGAAGGGAAGUUAUUUUCAAUUGAUUUAGUAGAUGAGAGUGGAGAAAUCCGAGCAACAGCAUUCAAAGAGCAAUGUGACAAAUUCUAUGACAUGAUAGAGGUUAACAAAGUGUACCUCAUCAGUCGGUGUACACUGAAGACUGCAAAUAAGAAGUUUACUAACAUUAAAAAUGAUUAUGAGAUGACCUUCACCAAUGACACCCAAAUGAUUCCUUGUCAUGAAGAUACGACUGAUAUUCCAUCACUUACAUAUAAUUUUAUACCUAUCAAUACAUUGGCUGGUCUGGAAACUAAUGCAUUAGUUGAUCUCAUUGGUGUUUGCAAGAGUUCUGGUGAAGUUCAGUCUUUAAUUUCCAGGAACACUAACAGGGAACUGAAAAAACGAGACGUUACACUCGUUGAUGAGUCAAACACAAGUGUUUCACUUACGCUUUGGGGUAAUCAGGCAGAAGAAUUUGAUGGAAGUCUGCAGCCAGUUUUGGCUAUCAAGAAUGGGCGCAUUAAUGAGUUUGGUGGUGGGAAAAGUGUGUCACUGAUGCAGUCAAGUGUAUUCCAGAUUAAUCCAGAUAUUACAGAAGCCCAUAAACUUCGUGGGUGGUUUGACAAUGUAGGUUCAACACAAGAGCAGGAGAGCCUUUCUUCUCGCACUGGAAUGGCAGGUGGUGCUCUUUCUUCCAACUGGAUGACCUUUAAGGAAGUGCAGGAGAACCAGCUGGGUUGUGGAGAAAAACCAGAUUACUUUACAAGUGUGGCCACUGUGCUUUUGGUGAGAUCAGAAAAUUCACUCUACAAGGCCUGUCCCACUGCAGAAUGCAACAAGAAGGUCAUUGACCAGAACAAUGGUAUGUACAGGUGUGAGAAGUGCAACCGUGAAUAUCCGAAUUUCAAGUAUCGGCUUCUCCUCUCCGUAAGCUUGGGAGACCUCUCAGGCAACCAGUGGGUCACUUGUUUCCAAGAAGUUGCUGAAGUAGUGUUGGGUACAACAUCCCAGGAAAUUGGGGAUAUGUUCCAUGAUGAUAAGCAGUUCCGAGAAGUGUUCUACAAGGCAGCAUUUAAAACCUACACUUUCAGACUUCGGGCUAAGAUGGAGAACUACAAUGAUGAGAAUCGACUGAAGGUGACGGUGGUAGAUGCAAAGCCUCUUAAUGUCCAGGAAUACAAUGCAAGAUUAAUAACAGAAAUAAAAGAAAUGGCUGGUGUUGGUAAUUCUGCUAAGUAAUUGAAUUGCUUUAAUCACUGUACUGAAGAGAUUAUGUGAACCACCCACAUACAUUUCAUCAUAUGAAACAAAGAAAACUCUUUAAUUGCUUUAAGAUCUUAUUUCAUAUACAAACUGUAUUAUAUAAUUUGUCAUAAAUAAAUACAAGAGAAAUGUUAA